Scaptodrosophila lebanonensis is the source of this 765-nucleotide messenger RNA. RefSeq lists its product as uncharacterized. The transcript has 4 exons. The record is from RefSeq and is a predicted model, not a curated record. The coding region runs from base 198 to 620 and encodes 140 amino acids. Lineage: Eukaryota; Metazoa; Arthropoda; Insecta; Diptera; Drosophilidae.
UUUUUACAAGCAAAAUAGUUGUUUUUCAAAUAUUCUACAAGUUUUGCACUCGGUAGUGUAAUUAGAUACAACAAAUAAAUAUCUAAGUAAGCCAUCCGCUAAAAAUCCUUUCUUUUUCACUUGAACUAAAUCAUAACUCGGGCUCGGGCAUCUAAACGCACAAAGCAUCAGAAAUCUAUUGGUAUCCCAGCAUCAAGAUGUGCACUCUCAAUAAAAUUUGUUGUUGCCUAGAGCUAAGGCUUGGCGCACUGAUCGUUGGAAUCAUAGACUUGAUUUUGGUGGGUGGAGGAUAUCGUGCGAUGUAUUAUGCUCGAACUGCAGGCGAUAUAAUAUACUUUAUAGGCUUAGUUGCCGUCAUUGCCCAUUUUAUAGCGUGUAUUCUCGUGAUUGUGUCAUAUUUCAAGGAAAAGAAGAUAUUUCCCAUGGUUUAUUUAAUCACUCAAAUAGUACGCCUUAUUAUUAUUGCAAUUGGUUUGAUUAUGAUUCUAGUUAAUGGAUACACUGAUUGGGUGGGUGCUGAAUAUUAUGCAUGGACAGCAAUAAUAAUUGGUGUUUCUGUUUACUUCUGGAUAUGCAUUUAUUCGUGGUUCAAAGCUCUGGGUGGCUCGGUGGAAACUUGAUUUCCCAUUGGGACGAUAUUUUGCAAAUAUUUUGGAUCAAAUCAAUAUAUUUACUCUAAAUUUUGAAGUAUCUUUGAAAACUUAAACAAAAUUGACACAUUUGAAUAACUAAAACAUUCGGAAUAAAAUUAAUGUUGAAUUAAAA